AGAGAGAGCGAGAGAGAGAGAGGGAGCUGAUCUCACCACGGGGUUCGCAUUCAAACUGACCAGCGCGUCUCCGAGCAGCGCACUCUCUCCCUCUCCUCAUCCAUCACCGAGCAGCCUCACCGACCACCGGAGCAGGUGCAGAAGAGCUGUAGAGUAGUAGAAGAAGAAGAAGAAGAAGAAGAAGAGGAGGGAGGUGAUGUUCUCUCCUCAGGUCACUGUGACUUUAAGCUUAGCGAGGGUUUGAGCCUGUCAGGACGCCUCCCAGAAGACUCUCCUCAGGCCAGGACUAUCCACCCACUUUCCUAAGUCUAAAGCAACAAGCAGCUGACAACUUGCUCUCUGUCACCCACUCUGCUUCGGUCCCUGAGUGCCAUGGCCUUCACCCUGUCAGAGAUCAUGGCAGCGAGGCGGCAGCAGUCGCAGGCUCAGUCCCACGCCCAGCGAGGCAGCAGGACGGCGGUGGAGGUGGAUGAGUACAGCACCAACCCCACUCAGGCCUUCACCUUCUACAACAUCAACCAGGGACGCUUCCAGCCACCUCACGUCCACAUGGUGGACCCGAUGCCUCACGACACUCCCAAGCCUCCAGGCUACACACGCUUUGUUUGCAUCUCGGACACUCACUCCCGCACCGAUGCCAUCCAGAUGCCGUAUGGGGACGUGUUCAUCCAUGCCGGAGACUUCACCGAGCUGGGACUGCCCUCCGAGGUCAAGAAGUUCAACGACUGGCUAGGUACCCUGCCCUACGACAUCAAGAUAGUAAUCGCCGGAAACCACGAGUUGACCUUUGACCAGGAGUUCAUGGCAGAUCUGAUCAAGCAGGACUUCUAUUACUUCCCCUCAGCCUCCAAACUGAAGCCAGAGAAUUAUGAGAACGUCCAGUCGCUGCUCACCAACUGCAUCUACCUGCAGGACUCUGAGGUCACUGUGAGGGGCUUCAGAAUCUACGGCUCCCCCUGGCAGCCCUGGUACUACGGCUGGGGCUUCAACCUGCCCCGGGGUCAGGCUCUGCUGGACAAAUGGAACCAGAUCCCCGACAAUACAGACAUUCUGGUCACACACUGCCCCCCACUGGGUUUUCUGGACUGGGUCCCCAAGAAGAUGCAGCGUGUCGGGUGCAUGGAGCUGCUCAACACAGUCCAGAGGAGAGUCCAGCCCAAAUUACACGUGUUUGGACACAUUCACGAAGGUUAUGGGAUGAUGACGGACGGCACCACAACGUUCGUCAAUGCGUCAGCCUGCACUGUCAACUUCUUGCCCAUGAACGCUCCUAUCGUCUUCGACCUCCCCAACCCCAGGACCACAUGACUAGAGGAGGCUCGCCCCCAGACCCCUACCACCAGCCAGGAGAAAGGAGCCAGGAGAGGUAGGUGAGGAUGGUGGGCAGGACGGACCCAGUGCUGUAAAUAUUACACAGGUGUGUGUUUAUCACCUGAAGACUGUAACUGUGUAGGCGAGUGAGCGAGGGACAGACUCUCCCUCACACUUUAAAUGUUAUGUGCCAUCGUUUGUUCGUCUCAAAACUGAAAACAGAUGAGCGGUGAGACGCUUUUAUACGCGGACAGAUGGACGUUCCUGCAUGUCCUCUCUUACUGCACUGACAAUCUGAUGUGGCUCUCAGAGACACUAAAGACUCUUUUCUCUUCAUUAAAAUGAACAGUGGAACAACCUCGUUGUUGGGAGACUUUUGGUGAAGCCACGACUCCGCAGCAGCAACGGAACAUUUGCCAGGGGGAUUUCACAGAACCUUUCUCUCUUCGUACUUUUAAACAUUAAUUUCCCAACUUUUUCCUAAUUCCCCCCAACACGCUACACUCUUCAUCACUCCCCUUAUCUUCCUCUCUUCCUAUUCCCUCGUCAGCCUCGGAGCUUACUACUAUUUUUUCUUUUUUUUCUCGUUUUGCCAGUAUGUGUGUGAGAUCAAAUGGAGUGUGAGGGCAGCGAGAGGUCUGUGCCACAGGCUGUGUGAAAGUCGGGGUGUCAAACAUGUUGACACUGCUCCCCUGGGCCUCAUUACAGCCCUCAGUGAGCCUCUUAACCGGCUGAGAGGAGACUCAGAGGAGCUUCCCUCCUCCUCCCCUCUGCUCCCUUCAUGCAGCUCCCGUGUUCUUCUUCCUCCGCCUUUUCUCUCCAUCCCUCAUGCUGCGAAUGACUAGCUCAGCUUUUUGGCCACAGCUGGGAGGUCUGGCUUCCUGGAUUUGCAAUGUUAAGGUGCUCCGUGCUAACACUACUUCUGAACAGUCACGCAGGCAAACCUCAGCGGCAGCAGUGGUUGUUUCAAGGCGACUCCCAUCUUGUGUGUUAGUGGUGGUAGAGAUGGAUCCUUUUAUCCUUUUUCAAGAGGAGCAAUGCUCUGACUACAUGUACUGUAACUGGUCUAUGUAAAUAUUCUCUGUUAAAGAAAAAAAACUUGAAGUUUUUCUUGAAGAUUUUCUUGAAGUUGUUGCUAUGCUUUUUAAAAAAAAAACUUGUUAAAUAUUUGUGUCCAGAAAUUUGUGGUUGUUACAUUUCAUUUAGUCGACUUCUUAGUAAUGUAAAUGCUUAUUAUAAUAUUUCCUUCUCUGUGCAGCUGCUCGGCCCCAUUUGGUGAUUAUUAACUCUUUCAUGUCCUUAAGCAGUUUGUGUUUUUAAAGAAAGAGCUUCUCUUUUUUUCUCCUUUGCUCUAUUUUCUGAAUAUGGCUGUUCCCAGUAAGAGUCUUUGUGCUUAGCAUAACAAGACCACGUCACACUUUGAUCUCCCUGCUCUCCAACAUUAUGUAUGAACGUUCCCCGGGGCUGCAGUUUACUCCUGCUUCACUCGCACUUCUUCGGCACAUCAGCAUUCAUUGCGCCUGCUGAUGUGUUAAUGUUUCCAAAUGGGCAAAAGAGGAAAAAGCAGCAGAAUUGCUCGCCGAAACUGCAUGUGUGUGGAGAAUGGUGGGAGGUGGGCGCACUUCUUAGAACACACAUUGAUGCCCGAGUGUCUGUAAGUGUUUGAAAGCGGGGGCAUUUUAGUUGAUGCAAGGAUGUUUAGGGUUAAAGUUGGAAUAGGUAGAAGAAACACAUAUGAAACAGUUUGACAACACACCUGUCUAAAGCUCAAUUUGUAAAUUGGCAGGUCCUGAAGCAUGUCAUGGAAAAAAAUUAGGUGCAUCAACAGCAGUGUCUGGAGAAAACUGAACAACACUGAAGAGCUUUAACUAAUAAACUGAUAUUCGGGUAGCAUGAAAAAGUCAGGCAGCUGCUUAACAAAUACAACCCAUACAAAGUCCUGUUUUAUUUAAGGAUGCUAAUUUAAUGUGGUCUAAAAAUUCUGGGUUGCAUGCAGAAGCCCACAGGUGGUACCACAUGGACAAUGGAAUAUAUGUUUGUGAACACAGACCAAAAACCAUGAAUUCCCCUUUAUCUGUCUACUUCAGUGUGGCAGCAACAGUGAGUUGGUUAGUUAGUAACUUAAAUCUCCAUCAUGAUUAACUAGCAGCCAGUUCCACCAGAUUAAUGCCAGUCUGGCCCAUUUAAAGAUUCCAGUUCCACCAAAAUAGUGACUAGAGCUGCUAUAAAGUCACUUGUUCAGUUGGCUGCCAAAAGUAAUCAGUAACUAUUCUUAUAAAUCAAAAAUCAGUCACUAUCAAAGAAUCCAUACAGAGCCACACUAUCCCACUUUUUAUCCCAAAUAAAAUCAAAGUAUAAAUAGUAGUCACAUGUGGACAGCAUUAGCGAAUGAAGCCUAUUUGCCAGUUGAUAACCACUUUAUAUGCUUGUCUUUUAAACUGAAGACCUGUUGCUAAUCUUUUUUUUUUUUUUUAAUCUGCGUUAAGCUACAAUAAAUGAGACUUGACCUUUGGUGCUUCACAUUGGAAAGGUUCUGGGACAGGGAGAGAUUGUACUUUUAGAGCAGUUAGGGUGUAUUAAAGUUUCAUGUUGCUUUCUCCAUGGUGAAUCCCCUUCACUAACUGGUUGAGGAGGAUCAGAGGAAUAAGUGAUGGCUGUUUGUCAUACACCUACACAAUAUACCAUGAGGUUCAAAGAACAUGGAAGGCUUCAGUUGGACACUGUAGAUAAGGGUGAGUAGUAAUGGUUUGAAUGUAGCCAGUGGAAGGUCCAUACCAGGGCUGUACAGGGCUCCUGGGUCUGUGUGAGUGUAGUGAAGACAGUAAGAGGGAGUUCUCAGCCUCAUCAUUUAAAGCACAAACCUAAUUAGCAUCAAGAAGAAAACGUUCCAACAAAGGAAUAAAGGGGACUAUUAAAAACCAAAAGAUGGGAGGAACUUUCAUCUCUAAGUUUCAUGAAAAGCCGUCUGUUUGGUCCGAUUUCCAGUUCACUCCUCAUUUAGAUGUCUCUCCCUUUGAUGCUUUUCUGCUUCAAUAGCUGUGUUGUGUUUCCUGUUUUAUCCAAGAAGAAUAAAAGUGCUGUACUAUUUCUUGAUUCAUUUCUUGAGGCAUGCUUAAAGGAGUUAAUGACUUCUGCUACUCAGACAAUCUGCAUAUGAAGAGUUUUGUUCCAAAAUGAGAUAUAUACUGUUUGAAAAAAGAAAGCCAUCACAGGCAGAAUUGACUGACAGCUAAGACUUGAAAGUAGACUGCAGCAGUACUUUUUAAAGAAGGGGACUUGUGUCCUUGGUGACAUUUUCACUUGCUGGAUUUCUAUAUUUCAACAAUAUUGGAUGCUUAUAAACCUUUUUUUGUUUGUUUGGGUUUUUUUUUUUAAAUAGAUGUAUAGCAUUUUGGAAUCAAAGUUCUCAUAUGGUGUUGUAUUUUUGCCAUUGUUGUUGGGGACUUUUCCAUUUUUUAGCUGUACAAUAAGAAAAUGAAGACCCAACAGCUCCUGGAGACAAAAAUGUAAAAUACCUUUCUUUCUUAAAAACCAUAACGGUUCUGCUGGUUCUGAGAUUCUUCGCCGAUUGAAUAAAACCUUAUCUGUGACCAGUCAA
Molecule: messenger RNA, 4909 nt
Organism: Acanthochromis polyacanthus (spiny chromis)
Lineage: Eukaryota; Metazoa; Chordata; Actinopteri; Pomacentridae
Gene: mpped1
Product: metallophosphoesterase domain containing 1
Exons: 7
Coding region: 373-1308 (311 amino acids)
Molecular function (GO): hydrolase activity
Source: RefSeq, a predicted model, not a curated record